Molecule: messenger RNA, 798 nt
Organism: Ostertagia ostertagi
Lineage: Eukaryota; Metazoa; Nematoda; Chromadorea; Rhabditida; Trichostrongylidae
Source: the annotation of a GenBank genome assembly
AUGAGUGCCGAAACUUACUUCGUCAGAGCGGACUGCUACACGCAUGUCAAGAAGUGGACAAAUGAAAAGAAUACAUCGUUCAUAGUCCACCCUCGCGCUCGAUGUGCUUUAUACUGCUUAGGUGACUUCCCAACCUUGGAUGAAUUGGAUCUUCGUCAGUCACAUAGCGAAGACCAUGUCAAUAGAUUGCUCAAGGAGGCAAUCUCUAUGAAUCAGGAUGCUCUGAAUCGCCUUUGUGAAGGAUAUGACUCUGUGUUCAUGACUCCAGAUUCGGUGAGGGUUGCGCAAUCCGCUGUAUCUUGUAGUCGGUGGCUCGCUGAAAGCAUAGUUGAGGAGAAGAUCCCCAAUGCCUUUGCAUUAAUUAGACCCCCUGGACAUCAUGCUGGUCGUUCUUCUGCUUGUGGCUUUUGUCUCUUCAACAACGCUGCACAAGCUGCUGAGGCCGCAUUCAAUUUUGGCGCCGAUAGAAUUCUAAUUGUUGACUUCGACGUGCAUCAUGGGAACGGUACUCAACAAAUUUUCUAUGAGGACAAUCGAGUGUUGGUUUUCUCUAUACAUCGGUACCAAGCUGGCAAGUUUUGGCCACACUUGAGAGACUCGAAUUUCGAUCACAUCGGUAUCUACGAAGGAAAGGGCUACAACAUUAACGUUCCUCUCAAUGAGGUGGUCGACUGCGGUGAUGCUGACUACAUGGCAAUUUUCUGGAAUGUCCUUUGGCCAGUUGCCUCUCAGUUUAAUCCCGACUUCGUCAUUGUUUCUGCCGGUUUUGACAGUUGUGAUGGCGAUCCUUCUGGGUGA